This is a messenger RNA of Miscanthus lutarioriparius, 1518 nucleotides long. The record is from the annotation of a GenBank genome assembly. Lineage: Eukaryota; Viridiplantae; Streptophyta; Magnoliopsida; Poales; Poaceae.
AUGAAUACAAUCAUCUCUGGGUUCAUUAGUGAACUCACCAGUAGAUCCAUCUCCUUCUUGAUUGAUAGGUACUUGAAGCCAAUACCAUACAAGAAGGACACCAUACAAAGAUUGCAAUGGAUGUUGCUGCGGGUUCAUCUCAUGGUAGAGGAGGCAGAUGGGAGGUGCCUCACAAACCUAGCAAUGCUUCAGCAACUCAAUAUCGUGAGAAGAGUGAUGUACAAAGGCUACUACAUGCUCGACAACUUCAUACAACAUGUCCCUGAAGAAGAGCACAUAAAAGAACAGGCCGUGAGUUGCUCCUUAUCCCUAUCUAAAUUGCGUCCUGCUAAACGAGUUUGUUUCUCGACUGGUAGCAAAUAUGGCACAGGAAACUUAGAAGAAAUGCUUGAAAGUCUAGAGAACACCAUUGCUGGUAUGAAUGAGCUUCUAAUUUUCCUUAGGAACUACCCUCCUAUGUUUCGCCAGCCAUACAGCACAUAUCUUUUUAUGGAAAAGUGCAUGUUUGGUCGCCAAAUGGAAAUGGAACGGAUCAUCAACUUCUUACUGUACGAAGAUGCUCCAGCUCAUUGCCAUUUCGGCAUCCUACCAAUUGUUGGUCCAGCAAAAGUUGGUAAGACUACACUUGUUGAGCAUGUCUGCCGUGAUGAAAGGGUGCGUGAUCACUUUUCUCAUGUCAUCUUCUUAAGCAGUAGUGAAUUCAGUGGAGAAAAUGAGCUGAAAAUCAGGGAUGGCAGUAGAACCAAACAUGAACAUGGUGAGUCAAAUGAAGAAAAAGAAUUAGUUAUCAUUGAAAUUAUUGGGACUAUUGAUGAGGUUGCCUGCAGAAAGUUACACUCGGCUUCUCAAAGUAGCAUCCCAAGAGGCAGUAAAGUUAUAAUAACAAGUCAGUCAGAGAAUAUUAUAAACAUUGGAACAACACAGGCUAUCAACUUGAAGUUUUUGUCUCGAGAAGCAUACUGGUACUUCUUUAAGGCACUUGUAUUCGGAAGUGCAUAUCCAGAAGAGCAUCCGAGGUUGGCAUCCAUAGCAAUGGAAAUAUUUGAUGAGUGCUUUGACCAAGACAUAUAUAAGGCAUUUGCUGGACUUUUCAUAUUUUUACAUAAAACAGCUAUGGGUUUAAAAUCUAGUGUUAAUGUGCAGAACUGGAACAAGAUUCUCGAAUGCUUCAAGAACAACAGGCGGCAAAAUGAACCUGGAUUCAGAAAAAGGCUAAGCGAGCAUGGGAUGAUGAAUGAUGAUCAUAUUCUUCUACAGAGAGUGUCUGAUUCUACUCAAUAUUGUGUAGUUCACAACCAUGACCGCAUAGCACUUGUGAAUGAAAAAGCUCCCAAAAUAACUUUACAUGAUAUUCUUGACGGGACUGGGAGUGUUAAACCUCAUAGCAAAUUUGACAUCGUAGUUUGGGAAUCUCACCUGCCUCCAUAUCACAAAUACAUAUAUAGCUGCCAGAUUCUUGAGUUUGAUUGUAAUGUUACCAAAAAUAAACAGAGCCAGAAAAGGAAAUUUUCAAGUUAG